This is a messenger RNA of Callorhinus ursinus (northern fur seal), 1370 nucleotides long. RefSeq names its product NSE3 homolog, SMC5-SMC6 complex component (gene NSMCE3). Gene Ontology annotation, cellular component: nucleus. Gene Ontology annotation, biological process: negative regulation of transcription by RNA polymerase II. Lineage: Eukaryota; Metazoa; Chordata; Mammalia; Carnivora; Otariidae. The record is from RefSeq and is a predicted model, not a curated record.
GUGCCGCGCGCCAACCCACAAUUCCCGCUGCGCGCUGCGAUCCCGCCGCUGCCGCCGCCGCUGCCGCCGCCGCCCGUUAGGGCUUCUGCAGCCGGAGACAUGUUGCAGAAACCGAGGAGCCGGGGCCGCCCUAGCUCCCAGGCGGAGAGGGACUGGGGCCGCGGCGCGGCCGAGGAGGCCCCGAGCACCUCCCGCGGGGCGGGCAGCUCCCAGGAGACCCGGAGCACAUCGUCGCAGGGCUCCCGCCGGGCCGAGGCCUGCCCGGAGGUGGGGCCCAGGUCCCAGCAGCAGCUGGAGCUGAAGGUGGCCGAGCUGGUGCAGUUCUUGCUGAUUAAGGACCAGAAGAAGAUCCCGAUCAAGCGCACUGACAUACUGAAGCACGUCAUCGGGGACUACAAGGACAUCUUCCCUGACCUCCUUAAACUGGCUGCCGAGCGCCUCGAGUACGUCUUCGGGUACAAGCUGGUGGAACUGGAACCCAAAAGCAACACCUACAUCCUGAUCAACACUCUGGAACCGGUGGAGGAGGAUGCCGAGGUGAGAGGCGAUCAGGGCACGCCCACCACCGGCCUCCUGAUGAUUGUUUUAGGUCUCAUCUUUAUGAAGGGCAAUACCAUCAAGGAAACGGAGGUCUGGGACUUCCUGCGUCGCUUAGGGGUGUACCCCACAAAAAAGCAUUUAGUCUUUGGGGACCCAAAGAAACUUAUUACCGAAGAAUUUGUGCGGCAGCGUUACCUGGAGUACCGGCGGAUACCCCACACUGAUCCUGUAGACUAUGAAUUACAGUGGGGCCCCCGAACCAACCUGGAAACCAGCAAGAUGAAAGUUCUUAAGUUUGUGGCCAAAGUCCAUAAUCAAGACCCCAAGGACUGGCCAGCACAGUACUGUGAGGCUUUGGCAGAUGAGGAGGCCAGAGCCAGACCUGAGACAGGUGGCCCAGCCGCCUCCUCUUGAAGUCUGAGACAGAUUCAGAGGGACUUCUGGGGAAGGUCAAAGGCACCGGGUGAAGGGUUAGGGGUGGGAGGGAGCAUAUUUCUGUAACGCUUAAAUGUGUGUGGAUUUAGGAUGUGUUUGCAAACUUACGUUCUCACGUUCUCUUAAUGUAAGUUAUUUGGUUCCACCUUGUCACUUUUAAAAUAUUAGGGGAUUUUGGUUUGAUUUGUUUUACCGUUGUAUAUUUUGGCGUAAAAAUUUUGCUACCAUUAUACAACUGAUUGAAAAACUUUGUACCGUGAUCUGGAACAGGUGUUUAAAAAAGAACACAUUGGUAAAUUACUUUCACGCCAAGAAAAUAAAAGCGAAGUGGUUAUUGUCUCUUCAACAGUUUGUAAGUUAAAAUAAAAACCUUUAUAAAUUAAAAAAAAAUGUAA